This is a messenger RNA of Anneissia japonica, 582 nucleotides long. RefSeq lists its product as uncharacterized. The coding region runs from base 67 to 582 and encodes 171 amino acids. Lineage: Eukaryota; Metazoa; Echinodermata; Crinoidea; Comatulida; Comatulidae. The transcript is spliced from 5 exons. The record is from RefSeq and is a predicted model, not a curated record.
GGUUGUUGUUGAGAAUGUGAAUUUUAUCUAGAAACAUCGUUGGGAUAUUGUUUCUUUACUAACCAAAUGAGUCUCACGUCUAUUUAUCCCAUGAAGAAGAAACGGAAGCUUACAAAAGAUAAAACACCAGUCAGGAAGACUUCACGGAAUCGGGAUGCGGAUUGUUCAAUGGCGGCAUCAAUGCUAGGCACACCAAGUCCAAACAACUCAAGUGUUGAUGUCGACAAAGACAUCAUUUGGGACAACUGUUCCCCAACUCAACACAUACCGAUGAGGCUAAGAAACAAAGGAUUAUCAGAUGCAUCGGAUAUAGCUCAAUUUAUGAAGUUAAUUCCAGCAGAGAAAGCUGUAAAUGUUGAACUUCCACCUCUCCUGGGACUGUGGAUGGAACGAGGUCAUGAACUCAUUACCGAGAAUCUUGAAUCAUCUAGUAGACAACCCAAAGCAAAGGGAAGAAAAAGCAGAAGUAAAGUUGGUCAUCUUAAGUCAGAUGUGUUUUCCUCCGAGCUCUGUAAGUUGGCUAAGUUAAUGGAAAGCAAACAAGAAAGCCCAGUAGCCACAGCUUGCCAUACAGCGACGUAA